AUGAAUAUUCUUGCUAUAUUUGACGGGAUAAGUGUUGGUCGUGUUGCAUUGGAAAGAGCAUCGAUCAAAGUUGAUAAUUAUUAUCGUGCAGAAAUAGACAAACAUGCAAAUAUUGUUGCAAGUAGUCAUUAUCCAGAUGAUAUUAAUUUUGGUGAUGUUAUUAAAUGGCGUGAAUGGGAUUUAGAUUGGGCUAGUAUUGAUCUAUUGAUCGGUGGUAGCCCAUGUCAGUCAUUUAGUAUAGCUGCAGCGAUAACUGGGAAUAGAAAUGGUUUAGAUGGGAAAAGCGGAUUGUUUUAUAUAUAUCUGGAUAUUUUAAAUCACAUUAAAAGUCUUAAUCCAAAUAUUAGGUUUAUGCUUGAAAAUGUAAAGAUGAAGAAUGAGAGUAAGAAGCAACUAGAUGAAUAUUUGGGAGUUAAGGGUAAAUACUUUAAUUCAGAGCUAGUCUCAUUUCAAAAAAGACCUAGAUAUUACUGGACAAAUUGGGAUUGGGAUUUACCAGUUGAUAAAAAAAUAUCAUUUCAGGACUAUAAACAAGAUGGAGACUUAUCGAAAUAUAAAGUGAAAGAAACACCUAGUCGCAUAAAGAUGUGGAGUAAUGGCAAAGGAAGAAAAAAUGGUUUUGGUGCUUGUGCUAAUGUAACAUAUAGCGAUAAGAUUUACUGUCUUACUACAAAGCAAGACAGAUGCCCUAACAGUGGUUUAAUAGAGUAUGAUGGCUUCUGUCGUUACUUAACCCAAAAUGAGUUAGAAAUAGCCCAAACACUACCAACUGGAUAUACUUCAUGUGUUUCAUACAACCAAGCACAGAAAGUUCUGGGUAACGGAUGGACUGCAGAUGCGAUAGCUCAUAUUUUUAGAGGAAUAGAAUAUUGGUUAGAUGGUAGAGGUUUUGUUCCUAACUUUAUAAGUAGACAAUUUGGUGAAAUAAUUGAUAUUAAAGAUGAAGUUUUAUAUGAUGUUAAUUAUGGAACAAAUUGUCUUGUUGAGACUUUAGCUGGCACUUACUGGAUUUCAACAGAAUGUUUGGAAUUAUCUAAUUAG
Messenger RNA from Habropoda laboriosa, 1041 nucleotides. Its product is annotated as DNA (cytosine-5)-methyltransferase 3A-like. The record is from RefSeq and is a predicted model, not a curated record. Gene Ontology annotation, molecular function: methyltransferase activity. The transcript has 2 exons. NCBI's taxonomy places the organism in Eukaryota, Metazoa, Arthropoda, Insecta, Hymenoptera, Apidae. Gene Ontology annotation, cellular component: nucleus. Bases 1 to 1041 code for a protein of 346 amino acids.